AUGGUUAAGACCACGGUUGGGUUGGGCUUGCUCUUCUCGCAGCUCUGCGCGGCUGCAGGGCCGUUCCUGCAGACGCUGAACGGCAGCUGGGUCAUCGGUAAUGAUCUCUGGAACAUUACGCAGGGCUCCGUAUAUGGCAAGCCGGCGUAUUACAAGGGCAAAGAUAUCAUUGGUGAAGCGGUUGGUCACUAUGUCGGCUACAAUGGAGAAAACAACCUGGUCUUCAAGUCAGCCGAGAUCGUGGCGCGCGGUGAGAACUACAUCGACGUCAGCUUCACCGCCGACCUGGGAGAGUUCCACUGGGUCAUUUUCGACGACCUGGCCGGCGCGUACCAGUACUUCGUGAACCGGGAUCUCCCCACGCUGGGCGUCUUCCGGUCUCUCUUCCGUCUCGACAACCAGACGUUCCCCAAUGGCCGUACCAACACCAAGGACGAGCCCCUUCCGCCGUGGUAUCUGUACCAGAAUGCCACCAAGGUCCAGGACGAGACCUGGGAGCUCGCCAAUGGCACCUACAUCACCAAGUACGACUGGAGUGCUUUUAUCCGCGACAUUGACUUCUACGGAGUCUACGGAGACGACUUCGGCAGCUGGUACAUCCGUCCUGGAGGCGACUACUUCAACGGCAACCAUUUGAAGCAAGAGCUCAUUGUCCACCGUGAGUCCGCCACCGGCGACGCCGUGCAGCUCAACGUGGUUCACGGCACGCACUUCAUGGCCUCCUCCGCCGACGACUUCCCUGAGGGUAAGAUCUUCGGCCCCUGGCUCUGGUACCUGAACGACGGCUCCAAAUCCGACGCCUCGACCCGGCAGCAACAAGAAUUCGCCGCCUGGCCCUACCCCUGGCUCAACGACAGCAGCUACCAGUCGCGCGCCGCCAGCGUGUCCGGCCAACUCACCCUCUCCGACGGCCGCCCCGCCGCCGGUGCCUCCGUCUUCCUCGGCGAAAACAACUCGCCCAAAACGACGCUCGACCAGGGCGCUUUGUACAACUACAUCGCGACCGCCGACGCCAGCGGCAACUUCAACUUCAGCUCCGUCCGCGCGGGGACGUACGCGCUGUACGCGUGGGCCGACGGCGGCGACGUGCUGCGCAACGUCACUUCAUCCUACGUCGCCAACGACAUCGCGAUCGCGGCGUCGGACUCGACCGUCGCGCUGUCCGACCUGCCCGCGUGGCAGCUGCCCACCGACGGCCGGGGCCCGCAGAUCUUCCAGAUCGGCGAGGUGGAUCGCAAGGCGACGGGCUUCGCGCUGGGGGGCUCGCCGUAUACGCACGGCCUGGUCGACGAGGUCCCCGCGAACCUGACGUUUACGGUGGGCCAGUCCGAUCCGGCGGCCGACUGGUAUUUCGCGCAGUCGGCGCUGGGGACGUGGGACGUCGUGUUCGAGCUGGACGCGGCGGACGCGGGGUUGAAUGGGAACAGGUCGGCGCUGCUGAGCGUCGCGCUGGCCGGGUUCAGUCGUGGGAGCAGCGCGGGGAUAUAUGUUAAUGGGGAGACGCGGGUGGGCAAUCUGACGACGGAUAGCGUGCCGACGGAUCCGAGUCUGUACCGCAGCGCGACGGUGGCGGGUGAGUGGCAUUUGUAUGAGUUUGAGGUCGCGCCGGGGGUGUUGAGGGAGGGGGAGAAUACGCUGAGUUUUGUGGUGGAGAGGAGUACGAGGUGGAGGGGGUGGCUGUGGGAUAGUAUUAUUUUGGAGUGGGCUUGA
Molecule: messenger RNA, 1710 nt
Organism: Lasiodiplodia theobromae
Lineage: Eukaryota; Fungi; Ascomycota; Dothideomycetes; Botryosphaeriales; Botryosphaeriaceae
Product: Rhamnogalacturonate lyase protein
Exons: 4
Coding region: 1-1710 (569 amino acids)
Biological process (GO): carbohydrate metabolic process
Molecular function (GO): carbohydrate binding; catalytic activity
Source: RefSeq, a predicted model, not a curated record